Messenger RNA from Esox lucius (northern pike), 3628 nucleotides. RefSeq names its product leucine rich repeat and Ig domain containing 2 (gene lingo2). The transcript has 5 exons. Lineage: Eukaryota; Metazoa; Chordata; Actinopteri; Esociformes; Esocidae. Gene Ontology annotation, molecular function: protein binding. The coding region runs from base 704 to 2548 and encodes 614 amino acids. The record is from RefSeq and is a predicted model, not a curated record. Gene Ontology annotation, cellular component: plasma membrane.
AGAGGACAGAGCCUGUCUUCGAGGUGAGGAGAGCACAGACUGCCCGUAGACACUCGCGGGGGAGCCAGUGUGCACAAGGAGUGUGCUCCCUCAGUGGAACUCGCACUUUAUCGCCGCCUUUGCCCGGUCUGCCUGCAACGCGGGGGGGGUGGAGAAGAUCCAAUCAGCGUUUGGGUUUAAUAAGGUGGAAUACCAGGUGGACGCAACAGAAAAGAUACGGCGCAACCAGGGAAAUAAAGGAGGUAGGAGCAUGCAGCUGUAAAGGACAUCAUUCGGAAAAGGAAAGAAAAGCUUUCACGGAAUUUUGAAUUCAGAGGUUCCUGCUCUGGGGUGGACUUGAGCAGAAUAUCAUUUUCUUUUUAAGAGGAGCAGCUCACCGCUUCGGUCAACCAACCCUGUGGACUAUAGGAUCCUAGAUGGCUUUUCAAGACUGACUGUUCCGCGGCAAUUCGUCUUCUGUAGCCAGAAAGGAACCAUGUCGUCCUCCCAUGUUUUGAUAUGACAUCGGAAUCUUGACCGGUGAAUUCUCCUGCCACUGGGGAUUUUAAAGGAAUUCUCAACUACUCUUCGGUUGCACUGUAUGGCCACCUAGUAUCAGAGGCCCUGUCAGAUAUAGAAGCCUGAAAAACUGUGAUAACUGGGGGGGGGGGAGAACAGGCCAUGGCUGAGAGGAUGAUUGCUUCUCAAAGUGAGCCGUGACAGAAUGGUCGACUGUAUGAGCAAAGUCAUGCUGCACACGGCCCUCUCAUGCUGGCAACCAUUGCUGGGACUGGCGCUUCUGGCCGUCUUCGUGGGUUCCGCCCUGGGAUGUCCCGCCCGCUGCGACUGCUCGGCUCAGAGCAAGUCUGUCCUGUGCCACCGCAAACGUCUUCCUGGCAUCCCCGAUGGCAUCCCCAUCGAGACCAGGAUCCUAGACCUGAGCAAGAACAAGCUACAGGCCAUCAACCCAGAUGACUUUGCCCCCUACCCUGGGUUGGAGGAUUUAGACUUAAGCGGUAACAUUAUCAGUUAUGUGGAGCCCGGGGCCUUUAACCCUUUGUACAGUAUGCAUUCCCUCAGUCUCAAAAGCAACCGUAUCAAGCUCAUUCCACAGGGUGUCUUCACAGGCCUAUCCAACCUCACCCGGCUGGACGUCAGCGACAACAAAAUAGUCAUCCUGCUGGACUACAUGUUCCAGGACUUGCACAAUCUUAGGUCCCUGGAGGUGGGUGACAAUGACCUUGUGUACAUCUCUCACCGGGCGUUCAGUGGACUGCUGAGUCUAGAGACACUGGCUUUAGAGAGAUGCAACCUGACUGUGGUGCCCACUGAGGCUCUGUCCCAUCUACACAACCUGGUCAGCCUUCACCUGCGACACCUCAGUAUCGGCACCUUGCACGCAUACUCCUUCAAAAAGCUGUCCCGGCUGCGCCACCUCGAGAUCGACAGCUGGCCCUCGCUGGACUCUGUGUCUGCAAACACCUUGCACGGCCUCAACCUGUCCACGCUGUUCAUCACCAACACCAACCUUUCCUCCUUCCCUUACCAGGCCCUCAGGCACCUGCAUUUCCUGACGCAUCUCAACCUGUCCUUCAACCGCAUAAGACAUAUCGAGGGGGGGAUGCUUUCAGAGCUGGUGCAUCUGAAGGAGCUGCAUCUGGUUGGCGCCCAGUUGUCGACCAUUGAACCGUAUGCAUUCCAGGGCCUCCGGUGGCUCAAGGUUCUUAACGUCUCCCACAACCGUCUGGACACCCUGGAGAAGGGUGUCUUCCAAGCCCCUGAGGUUCUGGAGGUCCUUUUGAUAGAUGACAACCCCCUGGUGUGUGACUGCCGUCUCAUGUGGAUUCUGCAGAAGAGGCACUCCAUCUUCUUUGGCGACUCGCAGCCAGAGUGCAGUACCCCAGAGGGCAUCCGCGGCAGGCCUUUCAGGGAGUUCAAGGAGACCCUGCUGUCCUACUACGUGACGUGCACUAAGCCCAAAAUACGGGAGAACAAGACGCAGAUGAUUGCCGUGGACGAAGGCCAGCCAGUGAGGCUGCACUGCAGUGCUGAGGGGACUCCUAGGCCAGUAGUGUCAUGGUUGUCCCCACGCCGGCGCCUUCUCACCAACAAGAGCCACGGCAGAGUCACCGUUCACAACAAUGGAACACUGGAGAUCAAGGCGGCUGAGGUGCAGGACGGCGGGGUGUACCUUUGCAUGGCGACCAACACGGCGGGUAAUGACUCACUGAUGGCCUCCCUGGCAGUAAAAAGUCUGGGGUCGCUCUACGCAAACAGGACCCAGUAUUACACAGAUCCUAGCAAUGUCACGACCAAUGGGACUAGCAAUGUGCCCUACGGCUUGGACCUAAAGACAAUCUUAGUGUCUACGGCAAUGGGUUGUUUCACAUUUCUUGGGGUGGUCUUGUUUUGCUUCCUGCUCCUGUUCGUUUGGAGCCGUGGGAAAGGGAAGCAUAAAAACAACAUUGAUAUUGAAUACGUCCCUCGGUCCAAGUCUAAUGGUACCUCUAUAGACGGAGGGGCAGAGGGGCAAGCAGGACCACGUCGCUUUAACAUGAAAAUGAUCUAACACGAUGUGUGUAUCUGGGAAUCCGAAUGUUCGGGCUGCUCUGGAGAUUGUGAUAUUGGAAAUUGAACUUCCCAAUACUGCAGGAGAAUGCAACUGGGAACGAUAAUGGUACCACAGAGUGCCAUAAAAGGACACAGGAGUGCAUUUCUGAACCAUUGCAUCUUAUUAGAUGCAAUGCCAGGACAUUGUGAUGUAUGUUUCUUGCAGUUGCCAGUAAGCUUGACCAACACAAUGAUCUUAAUUGCUGCCCAGGGCGCCUGAAUCGAAUAGGUGUCAAUAAUCAAGAUUUUUCAAAUUCAAUUUAUAUGCCCAAAAUAAACCCUGCAGUAUCGGGUUGGAUUUAAAGACACUACAGAACUGUGUACAGUACAAUUUGUAUCUAAAAGUAUUAUUCUUCUUUGUUUGUUUAGUCUUGCACCAUGCUUACUCACAUAACAGAUGGAUGAAACUGAGCAUUAUUUCCUCUGACCAUAAUCUUUGCAUAUGGGUGCGUAAUGCUUCGUUAUGUACACAUAUUUUCAUACUUAAUGAAACAAACUGUUCAUAGCAAUACUCAUGGGGUGCAACGUCAGCCAACAUCUAAAUUCCCUCAACUAAUAUCAAUUACAAUAAUUUGACUCUUUAGUUAUGAGUGUCUGUAGGAAAGGGCUUUAUACAGGAUGGCAACAUCACACUGGAAAAAGAUAGAUCACUGUUCUCCAAAUGUACCUCUAGAAAUUGAAGAUAUUUUUGUUAAUUGUCAUGAAUUAAUAAAGAAAAUAGAUUUUAUUUAUCAAAAUGGUCUGGAGGUUUUACAAAAUGGAGUAUUCUAACACUUUUCCAGUAUGAAAUGAACACUUUCAACAAUCUUGGAGAUGAUAUACUAUUCUGAGACCUUACAUGGACCAUUGUUUUGUCCCAUUUUUGUCUCUUUUUAUUCAUUUGACCUGAUGAUAAAAUAUAUGUCCAUCUUACUAAAGUGAAGUUGACAUAUUUUCUCCCCGUUAAGAAAUUUGGACUUUGUUGUGGUAGUUUCUCAUUUUGUUGUUGAAUCAUUUAGAUUGUGAAAAGUUCAAAGUAAAAUAAAAUAAAAAAAAGAUG